AUGCCGCCUUAUAUAAACGACGCUGAACGAGAAUAUCAUAUUCCGGAAGCAAGUAAAUUCAACGCAGAUAAACUUUCUUUUUUAAAAGAGUUUUCGAAGCAAUAUGGAUACGACGGGAGAAUUGAGGAAAUACGAGAGAAAGAGUACCCGCAAUUAAAAGGUUCAACAUAUCUUGAUCAUGCUGGCACGACUACAUAUCCACAAAAUACUCUCUCUGAAUUUCAUGCAGACUUAACGAAAAAUUUGUUCGGAAAUCCACACUCAAGGUCUCCAAGUUCAAAACUAUCAACCGACCGUGUGGAAGAAGUGCGAUUACGCGUUUUAAAACACUUUAACGCAAGCCCUGAACACUUUGAAGUAAUCUUCACGGCGAAUGCAACUGCUGCAAUAAAAUUAGUCGGCGAGGUGUUCCCAUGGGCACGGGAUGAAAGUUCUUACAAGUAUCUUCGUGAAGGACACACUAGUCUUUUGGGGUUACGCCGUUUCGCAGAAGAUGCUAAUGUCCGCGAAAUAGUGGCAACUACGGAGAACGAUGUUGAAGCAGAGUUCAAUAUAUUUAAUAAUUAUAGAACUUCUCCCAUAUCGAAUCCGCAUUUUCUUAAUAAUAUUCCACAAGUUGAUUUUGAUGGACAUACUGAUGGCGUGCCAAUCAUUAACAAUGGUGUCACGUAUAAUUUAUUUGCAUAUCCGGCACAAUGUAAUUUCUCUGGCAUGCGAUUUCCACUGAAUUGGACUCGAAGAUUGAAGCAAACAUUUAACACUGCUAAUAAAAAAACAUUGGUAUUAUUGGAUGCUGCUGCUUACGCAACCACUUCGCCAUUAUCGUUCGCGGAACCAGAGAAUUCACCUGAUUUUACUGCUAUUAGUUUUUACAAGUUAUUUGGAUAUCCUACUGGUCUUGGUGCAUUGGUUAUUAAGAAAGAAUUGAGUCCUAUUCUGAAAAAAAGAUAUUUCGGCGGCGGUUCGGUCACAUCAUUAGUAUGGGACAUGAAUUGGCAGAUGUUUAAUGAAAGAUUAUGUGACCGAUAUGAAGAUGGCACAAUCAAUUUCUUAAGUAUAAUUGCACUUAAUCAUGCUUUCAACGCUGCAGAUCGUCUAUAUCGAGAUUUUAGAUUUAUUCGAUCUCACGUAACUGCCCUAAACAACUAUCUACAACGGAACAUGGCACAAAUAAAACAUUGGAAUGGGGCUCCAUUAUGUGUUAUAAAUUCAGAUCGUGAUUUUUCCGAUAGUUCACAACAAGGUCCAAUUUUGAGUUUUAAUUUGAAACAUGCGGAUGGUUCUUGGAUUGGCUAUAAUGAAGUCGAACGAAUGGCUGGCGAGAAUGGAAUACAUGUUCGUGCUGGUGGUCAUUGUAAUGCUGGGUCGGUUGCCAGAUGGAUGGGAGUCUCACCCGAAGAUUUUGCAAGCAAAAGUUGUCAUGACGAUCAAGAUAUUAUUAACGGAAAACCAAUGGGUGCUGUUCGAGUAUCGUUAGCUGCAAUGACAACGAUUGAAGAUAUCCUCGUGUGGCUCGACUUCCUUAAAACAUAUUUUGUUGAAAGAAAACCAGUGUCUAUGUCUAAAAAUAUUAAUCACAAGGGUGUUGAUGUUUAUGAUGACCUUAAAGAUCAGGCCUCAUCAAAAAAUACAAUUGCAGAAUCUAAAAUAGCACUUGAAACGAUUAUCAUAUACCCCGUGAAAUCAUGUCAUGGUUAUGUUAUACCAUCCUCAAAAUCAUGGACUAUCACACCUCAAGGUCUUUUGUAUGAUCGUGAAUGGAUGGUAGUGGAUGCAGAAACAGGACGAGCACUAAAUCAGAAACAAUUCCCUCGUAUGGCAUUAAUACGACCUCGAAUUCUAUUUGAUGAUCGUGUACUUUUGCUCAAAGCGCCUGGUCAACCACCAUUAAGAAUUUCGCUGGAUGAAUACCCAGUUCUUGGUGUAUCUACAUGUACAUUAUCGGCUUCAAUGACAAAUGAAUCGAAAGUGUGUGGUAAUAAGAUCGAUACGUUAUAUUACACUGCACCAAGUAUCAAUGAAUGGUUUUCGAAUUUCCUUGGAUUAACUUGUAUUCUCGCACGUCAAACACCUAAUGAGGACGGUAUUAAUGAUGAUGAUAGUCUGAAAACUCGACGAUUCAUUAAACCACAUCUUGCAGCACCGGCAAAAGCACCGAUUUCAUUAUCAAAUGAAUCACCAUUCUUGUUGAUAUCUCAACCAAGUGUCAAUGACUUGAAUCGAAAGAUUCGAAAGUCGGGAAAUAAGGAAGUUGACGCCUCUUGCUUUCGGGGUAAUUUCCAGAUUAAAGGAACAUCUGAAUAUGAGGAGGAUGAUUGGUCGAUGGUUAAACUUGGCAGCCAAGUUUUCAAGACAACAGGAGAGAAAACAAACGAACCUUAUCGUACUUUAACAAAACAUCGAAAAUUUGACGGUAAAGUGUAUUUUGGACAACACAUGAUUCACGUACCGGAAUUAUCCGAAGCACCAUAUGAACUUGCACCCGGCGCUCCGAUAAAAAUAUUGGACAGACAUAUGUCUUCAAUGAUUUUAUCAAGGUUCUAA
Ambispora gerdemannii is the source of this 2544-nucleotide messenger RNA. Lineage: Eukaryota; Fungi; Glomeromycota; Glomeromycetes; Archaeosporales; Ambisporaceae. The record is from the annotation of a GenBank genome assembly.